Molecule: messenger RNA, 2416 nt
Organism: Daucus carota subsp. sativus
Lineage: Eukaryota; Viridiplantae; Streptophyta; Magnoliopsida; Apiales; Apiaceae
Product: heat shock protein 90-2
Exons: 3
Coding region: 147-2243 (698 amino acids)
Biological process (GO): protein stabilization; cellular response to heat; protein folding
Cellular component (GO): plasma membrane; perinuclear region of cytoplasm; protein-containing complex
Molecular function (GO): ATP-dependent protein folding chaperone; ATP binding; ATP hydrolysis activity
Source: RefSeq, a predicted model, not a curated record
ACAGAACAUUCCAGAACCCAUUAAGCUGAACAUUAUAUAAACCGGUUCCCCCGUCCCCGACUCUUCGCCUCUCUCUCUCGCUUAUAAUACUCUCUAUAUUACAAUUCUCUCAGUAGUGUGAAAACCCUAGAUUUUCAUCGGCGACAAUGGCGGACACGGAGACGUUUGCUUUCCAGGCCGAGAUCAACCAGCUGCUGAGCCUCAUCAUCAACACUUUCUACAGCAACAAAGAGAUCUUUCUCCGUGAACUCAUCAGCAACUCUUCCGAUGCUCUAGAUAAGAUUCGUUUUGAGAGCUUGACUGACAAGACCAAGCUCGAUGCCCAGCCAGAGCUAUUCAUCCACAUUAUUCCUGACAAGACUAACAAUACCUUGACAAUUGUUGACAGUGGAAUUGGCAUGACCAAGGCUGAUUUGGUGAACAAUUUGGGUACAAUUGCAAGGUCUGGUACCAAGGAGUUCAUGGAAGCUCUUGCUGCUGGUGCUGAUGUCAGCAUGAUUGGUCAGUUUGGUGUUGGUUUCUAUUCUGCUUACCUAGUUGCGGAGAAGGUCAUUGUUACAACAAAGCACAAUGAUGAUGAGCAGUAUGUCUGGGAAUCCCAAGCUGGUGGAUCAUUCACUGUUACCAGAGAUACAUCUGGAGAGGUGCUUGGAAGGGGUACCAAGAUGGUCCUCCAUCUCAAAGAGGAUCAGCUGGAGUACCUCGAGGAGCGCAGGCUCAAGGAUCUAAUCAAGAAGCAUUCUGAAUUUAUCAGCUAUCCCAUCUCUUUGUGGGUUGAGAAAACAACUGAGAAGGAGAUCUCAGAUGAUGAGGAUGGAGAAGAGAAGAAGGAUGAGGAAGGGAAGGUAGAGGAUAUUGAUGAAGAGAAGGAAAAAACGGAAAAGAAAACGAAGAAGAUCAAGGAAGUGUCUCAUGAGUGGGAUUUGGUUAACAAACAGAAGCCCAUCUGGAUGAGGAAGCCUGAAGAAAUCACCAAGGAGGAGUAUGCUGCUUUUUACAAGAGUCUAACAAAUGAUUGGGAGGAACAUUUGAGUGUAAAGCACUUUUCAGUUGAAGGUCAGCUGGAAUUUAAGGCUGUUCUGUUUAUUCCCAAGAGGGCGCCUUUUGAUCUUUUUGACAACAAGAAGAAGCCUAAUAACAUCAAGUUGUAUGUUCGUCGUGUCUUCAUUAUGGACAAUUGCGAGGAGUUGAUCCCUGAUUAUCUUGGCUUCGUCAAGGGUAUUGUGGAUUCUGAGGAUCUUCCGCUGAACAUUUCUAGAGAGAUGCUGCAGCAGAACAAAAUCCUAAAGGUUAUUCGCAAGAACCUGGUGAAGAAAUGUCUUGAGCUCUUCUUUGAAAUUGCUGAGAACAAGGAAGACUAUAACAAAUUUUAUGAAGCUUUCUCGAAGAACCUUAAGCUAGGGAUCCAUGAAGAUUCUCAGAACAAGACUAAAAUUGCUGAAUUGCUGAGGUAUCACUCCACCAAGAGUGGGGAAGAGAUGACCAGCCUCAAGGACUAUGUCACAAGGAUGAAGGAGGGGCAGAAUGAUAUCUUUUACAUCACUGGAGAGAGCAAGAAGGCUGUUGAAAACUCCCCCUUCCUUGAAAGGCUGAAGAAGAAAGGUUAUGAAGUGCUUUUCAUGGUUGAUGCAAUUGAUGAGUAUGCUGUGGGUCAGUUGAAGGAAUUUGAGGGCAAGAAGCUAGUUUCUGCAACAAAGGAGGGGCUCAAGCUUGAGGAGAGCGAAGAUGAGAAGAAGAAGAAAGAGGAACUGAAGGAAAAGUUUGAGGGACUGUGCAAGGUUGUUAAGGAUGUUUUGGGGGACAGAGUUGAGAAAGUCAUUGUGUCUGAUCGUGUUGUGGAUUCACCUUGUUGCUUGGUUACUGGUGAGUAUGGCUGGAGUGCUAACAUGGAGAGGAUCAUGAAGGCACAGGCUUUGAGGGAUUCCAGCAUGGGAGGCUAUAUGUCAAGCAAGAAGACAAUGGAAAUCAACCCUGAGAAUGCUAUUAUGGAGGAGCUCAGAAAGAGGGCUGAUGCAGACAAGAAUGACAAGUCUGUAAAGGACUUGGUUCUUCUGCUAUUUGAGACUGCUUUGCUUACUUCUGGUUUUAGUCUUGAAGAGCCGAGCACCUUUGGCAACAGGAUUCACAGGAUGUUAAAGCUUGGUCUUAGCAUUGACGAGGAUGCUGAUGAUGCUGAUGCAGAGAUGCCACCACUGGAGGAAGCAGAUGAUGCUGAGGGAAGCAAGAUGGAAGAAGUUGAUUAGAGUGAUUACAUUUUCAGCGUACUCUCUUUGCCUAGUAGUUUUUUGUUUAAUCUCGGUAUAAAACUGGACGAAUGUUGGUCUUUUGUCUUUGAAUAGGAAUGUCUUUUGGUACUUAUGCUGGUUCUGAAUGAUGCUGUUAAGUUUAUUAUUUAUUACUAGCAAAAUUGUUCUCA